CAAGGCGUGAGCUCACUGCAGCAAGGCGUGAGCUCACUGCAGCAACGCGUGAGCUCACUGCAGCAAGGCGUGAGCUCACUGCAGCAAGGCGUGAGCUCACUGCAGCAAGGCGUGAGCUCACUGCAGCAACGCGUGAGCUCACUGCAGCAAGGCGUGAGCUCACUGCAGCAACGCGUGAGCUCACUGCAGCAAGGCGUGAGCUCACUGCAGCAAGGCGUGAGCUCACUGCAGCAAGGCGUGAGCUCACUGCAGCAACGCGUGAGCUCACUGCAGCAAGGCGUGAGCUCACUGCAGCAACGCGUGAGCUCACUGCAGCAAGGCGUGAGCUCACUGCAGCAACGCGUGAGCUCACUGCAGCAACGCGUGAGCUCACUGCAGCAACGCGUGAGCUCACUGCAGCAAGGCGUGAGCUCACUGCAGCAAGGCGUGAGCUCACUGCAGCAAGGCGUGAGCUCACUGCAGCAAGGCGUGAGCUCACUGCAGCAAGGCGUGAGCUCACUGCAGCAAGGCGUGAGCUCACUGCAGCAAGGCGUGAGCAAACGCGUGAGCUCACUGCAGCAACGCGUGAGCUCACUGCAGCAACGCGUGAGCUCACUGCAGCAACGCGUGAGCUCACUGCAGCAACGCGUGAGCUCACUGCAGCAACGCGUGAGCUCACUGCAGCAACGCGUGAGCUCACUGCAGCAACGCGUGAGCUCACUGCAGCAAGGCGUGAGCUCACUGCAGCAACGCGUGAGCUCACUGCAGCAAGGCGUGAGCUCACUGCAGCAAGGCGUGAGCUCACUGCAGCAACGCGUGAGCUCACUGCAGCAACGCGUGAGCUCACUGCAGCAAGGCGUGAGCUCACUGCAAGCAAGCGUGAGCUCACUGCAGCAACGCGUGAGCUCACUGCAGCAAGGCGUGAGCUCACUGCAGCAACGCGUGAGCUCACUGCAGCAACGCGUGAGCUCACUGCAGCAAGGCGUGAGCUCACUGCAGCAACGCGUGAGCUCACUGCAGCAACGCGUGAGCUCACUGCAGCAACGCGUGAGCUCACUGCAGCAAGGCGUGAGCUCACUGCAGCAAGGCGUGAGCUCACUGCAGCAAGGCGUGAGCUCACUGCAGCAAGGCGUGAGCUCACUGCAGCAAGGCGUGAGCUCACUGCAGCAAGGCGUGAGCUCACUGCAGCAAGGCGUGAGCUCACUGCAGCAAGGCGUGAGCUCACUGCAGCAAGGCGUGAGCUCACUGCAGCAAGGCGUGAGCUCACUGCAGCAAGGCGUGAGCUCACUGCAGCAAGGCGUGAGCUCACUGCAGCAAGGCGUGAGCUCACUGCAGCAAGGCGUGAGCUCACUGCAGCAACGCGUGAGCUCACUGCAGCAAGGCGUGAGCUCACUGCAGCAACGCGUGAGCUCACUGCAGCAAGGCGUGAGCUCACUGCAGCAAGGCGUGAGCUCACUGCAGCAAGGCGUGAGCUCACUGCAGCAACGCGUGAGCUCACUGCAGCAAGGCGUGAGCUCACUGCAGCAACGCGUGAGCUCACUGCAGCAAGGCGUGAGCUCACUGCAGCAACGCGUGAGCUCACUGCAGCAAGGCGUGAGCUCACUGCAGCAACGCGUGAGCUCACUGCAGCAAGGCGUGAGCUCACUGCAGCAACGCGUGAGCUCACUGCAGCAACGCGUGAGCUCACUGCAGCAAGGCGUGAGCUCACUGCAGCAAGGCGUGAGCUCACUGCAGCAAGGCGUGAGCUCACUGCAGCAAGGCGUGAGCUCACUGCAGCAACGCGUGAGCUCACUGCAGCAACGCGUGAGCUCACUGCAGCAACGCGUGAGCUCACUGCAGCAACGCGUGAGCUCACUGCAGCAACGCGUGAGCUCACUGCAGCAAGGCGUGAGCUCACUGCAGCAACGCGUGAGCUCACUGCAGCAACGCGUGAGCUCACUGCAGCAAGGCGUGAGCUCACUGCAGCAAGGCGUGAGCUCACUGCAGCAAGGCGUGAGCUCACUGCAGCAAGGCGUGAGCUCACUGCAGCAACGCGUGAGCUCACUGCAGCAAGGCGUGAGCUCACUGCAGCAACGCGUGAGCUCACUGCAGCAACGCGUGAGCUCACUGCAGCAAGGCGUGAGCUCACUGCAGCAAGGCGUGAGCUCACUGCAGCAAGGCGUGAGCUCACUGCAGCAAGGCGUGAGCUCACUGCAGCAAGGCGUGAGCUCACUGCAGCAACGCGUGAGCUCACUGCAGCAAGGCGUGAGCUCACUGCAGCAAGGCGUGAGCUCACUGCAGCAACGCGUGAGCUCACUGCAGCAAGGCGUGAGCUCACUGCAGCAAGGCGUGAGCUCACUGCAGCAAGGCGUGAGCUCACUGCAGCAAGGCGUGAGCUCACUGCAGCAAGGCGUGAGCUCACUGCAGCAAGGCGUGAGCUCACUGCAGCAACGCGUGAGCUCACUGCAGCAAGGCGUGAGCUCACUGCAGCAAGGCGUGAGCUCACUGCAGCAACGCGUGAGCUCACUGCAGCAACGCGUGAGCUCACUGCAGCAACGCGUGAGCUCACUGCAGCAAGGCGUGAGCUCACUGCAGCAAGGCGUGAGCUCACUGCAGCAACGCGUGAGCUCACUGCAGCAACGCGUGAGCUCACUGCAGCAAGGCGUGAGCUCACUGCAGCAACGCGUGAGCUCACUGCAGCAACGCGUGAGCUCACUGCAGCAACGCGUGAGCUCACUGCAGCAACGCGUGAGCUCACUGCAGCAAGGCGUGAGCUCACUGCAGCAAGGCGUGAGCUCACUGCAGCAACGCGUGAGCUCACUGCAGCAAGGCGUGAGCUCACUGCAGCAAGGCGUGAGCUCACUGCAGCAAGGCGUGAGCUCACUGCAGCAACGCGUGAGCUCACUGCAGCAACAAGUGAGCUCACUGCAGCAACGCGUGAGCUCACUGCAGCAACGCGUGAGCUCACUGCAGCAACGCGUGAGCUCACUGCAGCAAGGCGUGAGCUCACUGCAGCAACGCGUGAGCUCACUGCAGCAACGCGUGAGCUCACUGCAGCAACGCGUGAGCUCACUGCAGCAACGCGUGAGCUCACUGCAGCAACGCGUGAGCUCACUGCAGCAACGCGUGAGCUCACUGCAGCAAGGCGUGAGCUCACUGCAGCAACGCGUGAGCUCACUGCAGCAAGGCGUGAGCUCACUGCAGCAAGGCGUGAGCUCACUGCAGCAACGCAUGAGCUCACUGCAGCAAGGCGUGAGCUCACUGCAGCAACGCGUGAGCUCACUGCAGCAAGGCGUGAGCUCACUGCAGCAAGGCGUGAGCUCACUGCAGCAAGGCGUGAGCUCACUGCAGCAAGGCGUGAGCUCACUGCAGCAACGCGUGAGCUCACUGCAGCAAGGCGUGAGCUCACUGCAGCAACGCGUGAGCUCACUGCAGCAAGGCGUGAGCUCACUGCAGCAAGGCGUGAGCUCACUGCAGCAAGGCGUGAGCUCACUGCAGCAAGGCGUGAGCUCACUGCAGCAACGCGUGAGCUCACUGCAGCAACGCGUGAGCUCACUGCAGCAAGGCGUGAGCUCACUGCAGCAAGGCGUGAGCUCACUGCAGCAAGGCGUGAGCUCACUGCAGCAAGGCGUGAGCUCACUGCAGCAACGCGUGAGCUCACUGCAGCAAGGCGUGAGCUCACUGCAGCAAGGCGUGAGCUCACUGCAGCAAGGCGUGAGCUCACUGCAGCAAUGCGUGAGCUCACUGCAGCAAGGCGUGAGCUCACUGCAGCAAGGCGUGAGCUCACUGCAGCAACGCGUGAGCUCACUGCAGCAAGGCGUGAGCUCACUGCAGCAAGGCGUGAGCUCACUGCAGCAACGCGUGAGCUCACUGCAGCAAGGCGUGAGCUCACUGCAGCAACGCGUGAGCUCACUGCAGCAAGGCGUGAGCUCACUGCAGCAACGCGUGAGCUCACUGCAGCAACGCGUGAGCUCACUGCAGCAACGCGUGAGCUCACUGCAGCAACGCGUGAGCUCACUGCAGCAAGGCGUGAGCUCACUGCAGCAAGGCGUGAGCUCACUGCAGCAAGGCGUGAGCUCACUGCAGCAAGGCGUGAGCUCACUGCAGCAAUGCGUGAGCUCACUGCAGCAACGCGUGAGCUCACUGCAGCAAGGCGUGAGCUCACUGCAGCAAGGCGUGAGCUCACUGCAGCAACGCGUGAGCUCACUGCAGCAACGCGUGAGCUCACUGCAGCAAGGCGUGAGCUCACUGCAGCAACGCGUGAGCUCACUGCAGCAAGGCGUGAGCUCACUGCAGCAAGGCGUGAGCUCACUGCAGCAAGGCGUGAGCUCACUGCAGCAACGCGUGAGCUCACUGCAGCAACGCAUGAGCUCACUGCAGCAAGGCGUGAGCUCACUGCAGCAACGCGUGAGCUCACUGCAGCAAGGCGUGAGCUCACUGCAGCAACGCGUGAGCUCACUGCAGCAACGCGUGAGCUCACUGCAGCAACGCGUGAGCUCACUGCAGCAAGGCGUGAGCUCACUGCAGCAAGGCGUGAGCUCACUGCAGCAAGGCGUGAGCUCACUGCAGCAACGCGUGAGCUCACUGCAGCAAGGCGUGAGCUCACUGCAGCAAGGCGUGAGCUCACUGCAGCAACGCGUGAGCUCACUGCAGCAAGGCGUGAGCUCACUGCAGCAACGCGUGAGCUCACUGCAGCAAGGCGUGAGCUCACUGCAGCAAGGCGUGAGCUCACUGCAGCAACGCGUGAGCUCACUGCAGCAACGCGUGAGCUCACUGCAGCAACGCGUGAGCUCACUGCAGCAACGCGUGAGCUCACUGCAGCAACGCGUGAGCUCACUGCAGCAAGGCGUGAGCUCACUGCAGCAACGCGUGAGCUCACUGCAGCAAGGCGUGAGCUCACUGCAGCAAGGCGUGAGCUCACUGCAGCAAGGCGUGAGCUCACUGCAGCAACGCGUGAGCUCACUGCAGCAACGCGUGAGCUCACUGCAGCAACGCGUGAGCUCACUGCAGCAAGGCGUGAGCUCACUGCAGCAACGCGUGAGCUCACUGCAGCAAGGCGUGAGCUCACUGCAGCAACGCGUGAGCUCACUGCAGCAAGGCGUGAGCUCACUGCAGCAAGGCGUGAGCUCACUGCAGCAAGGCGUGAGCUCACUGCAGCAAGGCGUGAGCUCACUGCAGCAAGGCGUGAGCUCACUGCAGCAAGGCGUGAGCUCACUGCAGCAACGCGUGAGCUCACUGCAGCAAGGCGUGAGCUCACUGCAGCAAGGCGUGAGCUCACUGCAGCAAGGCGUGAGCUCACUGCAGCAAGGCGUGAGCUCACUGCAGCAACGCGUGAGCUCACUGCAGCAAGGCGUGAGCUCACUGCAGCAACGCGUGAGCUCACUGCAGCAAGGCGUGAGCUCACUGCAGCAACGCGUGAGCUCACUGCAGCAAGGCGUGAGCUCACUGCAGCAACGCGUGAGCUCACUGCAGCAAGGCGUGAGCUCACUGCAGCAAGGCGUGAGCUCACUGCAGCAACGCGUGAGCUCACUGCAGCAAGGCGUGAGCUCACUGCAGCAAGGCGUGAGCUCACUGCAGCAACGCGUGAGCUCACUGCAGCAAGGCGUGAGCUCACUGCAGCAAGGCGUGAGCUCACUGCAGCAACGCGUGAGCUCACUGCAGCAACGCGUGAGCUCACUGCAGCAACGCGUGAGCUCACUGCAGCAAGGCGUGAGCUCACUGCAGCAAGGCGUGAGCUCACUGCAGCAACGCGUGAGCUCACUGCAGCAAGGCGUGAGCUCACUGCAGCAAGGCGUGAGCUCACUGCAGCAACGCGUGAGCUCACUGCAGCAAGGCGUGAGCUCACUGCAGCAACGCGUGAGCUCACUGCAGCAAGGCGUGAGCUCACUGCAGCAACGCGUGAGCUCACUGCAGCAAGGCGUGAGCUCACUGCAGCAAGGCGUGAGCUCACUGCAGCAACGCGUGAGCUCACUGCAGCAAGGCGUGAGCUCACUGCAGCAACGCGUGAGCUCACUGCAGCAAGGCGUGAGCUCACUGCAGCAACGCGUGAGCUCACUGCAGCAAGGCGUGAGCUCACUGCAGCAACGCGUGAGCUCACUGCAGCAACGCGUGAGCUCACUGCAGCAACGCGUGAGCUCACUGCAGCAAGGCGUGAGCUCACUGCAGCAAGGCGUGAGCUCACUGCAGCAAGGCGUGAGCUCACUGCAGCAAGGCGUGAGCUCACUGCAGCAACGCGUGAGCUCACUGCAGCAAGGCGUGAGCUCACUGCAGCAAGGCGUGAGCUCACUGCAGCAACGCGUGAGCUCACUGCAGCAACGCGUGAGCUCACUGCAGCAAGGCGUGAGCUCACUGCAGCAAGGCGUGAGCUCACUGCAGCAAGGCGUGAGCUCACUGCAGCAAGGCGUGAGCUCACUGCAGCAACGCGUGAGCUCACUGCAGCAAGGCGUGAGCUCACUGCAGCAACGCGUGAGCUCACUGCAGCAAGGCGUGAGCUCACUGCAGCAACGCGUGAGCUCACUGCAGCAAGGCGUGAGCUCACUGCAGCAACGCGUGAGCUCACUGCAGCAAGGCGUGAGCUCACUGCAGCAAGGCGUGAGCUCACUGCAGCAAGGCGUGAGCUCACUGCAGCAACGCGUGAGCUCACUGCAGCAACGCGUGAGCUCACUGCAGCAAGGCGUGAGCUCACUGCAGCAACGCGUGAGCUCACUGCAGCAACGCGUGAGCUCACUGCAGCAAGGCGUGAGCUCACUGCAGCAACGCAUGAGCUCACUGCAGCAAGGCGUGAGCUCACUGCAGCAAGGCGUGAGCUCACUGCAGCAAGGCGUGAGCUCACUGCAGCAACGCGUGAGCUCACUGCAGCAAGGAGUGAGCUCACUGCAGCAACGCGUGAGCUCACUGCAGCAACGCGUGAGCUCACUGCAGCAACGCGUGAGCUCACUGCAGCAAGGCGUGAGCUCACUGCAGCAACGCGUGAGCUCACUGCAGCAACGCGUGAGCUCACUGCAGCAACGCGUGAGCUCACUGCAGCAAGGCGUGAGCUCACUGCAGCAACGCGUGAGCUCACUGCAGCAAGGCGUGAGCUCACUGCAGCAACGCGUGAGCUCACUGCAGCAAGGCGUGAGCUCACUGCAGCAAGGCGUGAGCUCACUGCAGCAAGGCGUGAGCUCACUGCAGCAAGGCGUGAGCUCACUGCAGCAACGCGUGAGCUCACUGCAGCAAGGCGUGAGCUCACUGCAGCAAGGCGUGAGCUCACUGCAGCAACGCGUGAGCUCACUGCAGCAAGGCGUGAGCUCACUGCAGCAACGCGUGAGCUCACUGCAGCAAGGCGUGAGCUCACUGCAGCAAGGCGUGAGCUCACUGCAGCAAGGCGUGAGCUCACUGCAGCAAGGCGUGAGCUCACUGCAGCAAUGCGUGAGCUCACUGCAGCAACGCGUGAGCUCACUGCAGCAAGGCGUGAGCUCACUGCAGCAAGGCGUGAGCUCACUGCAGCAAGGCGUGAGCUCACUGCAGCAACGCAUGAGCUCACUGCAGCAACGCGUGAGCUCACUGCAGCAAGGCGUGAGCUCACUGCAGCAAGGCGUGAGCUCACUGCAGCAAGGCGUGAGCUCACUGCAGCAAGGCGUGAGCUCACUGCAGCAACGCGUGAGCUCACUGCAGCAAGGCGUGAGCUCACUGCAGCAACGCGUGAGCUCACUGCAGCAAGGCGUGAGCUCACUGCAGCAACGCGUGAGCUCACUGCAGCAACGCGUGAGCUCACUGCAGCAACGCGUGAGCUCACUGCAGCAACGCGUGAGCUCAUUGCAGCAAGGCGUGAGCUCACUGCAGCAAGGCGUGAGCUCACUGCAGCAAGGCGUGAGCUCACUGCAGCAAGGCGUGAGCUCACUGCAGCAAGGCGUGAGCUCACUGCAGCAACGCGUGAGCUCACUGCAGCAAGGCGUGAGCUCACUGCAGCAAGGCGUGAGCUCACUGCAGCAACGCGUGAGCUCACUGCAGCAACGCGUGAGCUCACUGCAGCAAGGCGUGAGCUCACUGCAGCAACGCGUGAGCUCACUGCAGCAAGGCGUGAGCUCACUGCAGCAAGGCGUGAGCUCACUGCAGCAAGGCGUGAGCUCACUGCAGCAACGCGUGAGCUCACUGCAGCAACGCGUGAGCUCACUGCAGCAAGGCGUGAGCUCACUGCAGCAACGCGUGAGCUCACUGCAGCAAGGCGUGAGCUCACUGCAGCAACGCGUGAGCUCACUGCAGCAACGCGUGAGCUCACUGCAGCAACGCGUGAGCUCACUGCAGCAACGCGUGAGCUCACUGCAGCAACGCGUGAGCUCACUGCAGCAAGGCGUGAGCUCACUGCAGCAACGCGUGAGCUCACUGCAGCAAGGCGUGAGCUCACUGCAGCAACGCGUGAGCUCACUGCAGCAACGCGUGAGCUCACUGCAGCAAGGCGUGAGCUCACUGCAGCAAGGCGUGAGCUCACUGCAGCAACGCGUGAGCUCACUGCAGCAACGCGUGAGCUCACUGCAGCAAGGCGUGAGCUCACUGCAGCAAGGCGUGAGCUCACUGCAGCAAGGCGUGAGCUCACUGCAGCAACGCGUGAGCUCACUGCAGCAACGCGUGAGCUCACUGCAGCAACGCGUGAGCUCACUGCAGCAACGCGUGAGCUCACUGCAGCAACGCGUGAGCUCACUGCAGCAACGCGUGAGCUCACUGCAGCAACGCGUGAGCUCACUGCAGCAACGCGUGAGCUCACUGCAGCAAGGCGUGAGCUCACUGCAGCAAGGCGUGAGCUCACUGCAGCAAGGCGUGAGCUCACUGCAGCAAGGCGUGAGCUCACUGCAGCAACGCGUGAGCUCACUGCAGCAACGCGUGAGCUCACUGCAGCAACGCGUGAGCUCACUGCAGCAACGCGUGAGCUCACUGCAGCAACGCGUGAGCUCACUGCAGCAACGCGUGAGCUCACUGCAGCAACGCGUGAGCUCACUGCAGCAACGCGUGAGCUCACUGCAGCAAGGCGUGAGCUCACUGCAGCAAGGCGUGAGCUCACUGCAGCAAGGCGUGAGCUCACUGCAGCAAGGCGUGAGCUCACUGCAGCAAGGCGUGAGCUCACUGCAGCAAGGCGUGAGCUCACUGCAGCAAGGCGUGAGCUCACUGCAGCAAGGCGUGAGCUCACUGCAGCAAGGCGUGAGCUCACUGCAGCAAGGCGUGAGCUCACUGCAGCAACGCGUGAGCUCACUGCAGCAAGGCGUGAGCUCACUGCAGCAACGCGUGAGCUCACUGCAGCAACGCGUGAGCUCACUGCAGCAAGGCGUGAGCUCACUGCAGCAACGCGUGAGCUCACUGCAGCAAGGCGUGAGCUCACUGCAGCAACGCGUGAGCUCACUGCAGCAAGGCGUGAGCUCACUGCAGCAAGGCGUGAGCUCACUGCAGCAAGGCGUGAGCUCACUGCAGCAAGGCGUGAGCUCACUGCAGCAAUGCGUGAGCUCACUGCAGCAACGCGUGAGCUCACUGCAGCAAGGCGUGAGCUCACUGCAGCAAGGCGUGAGCUCACUGCAGCAAGGCGUGAGCUCACUGCAGCAAGGCGUGAGCUCACUGCAGCAACGCGUGAGCUCACUGCAGCAAGGCGUGAGCUCACUGCAGCAAGGCGUGAGCUCACUGCAGCAACGCGUGAGCUCACUGCAGCAAGGCGUGAGCUCACUGCAGCAACGCGUGAGCUCACUGCAGCAAGGCGUGAGCUCACUGCAGCAAGGCGUGAGCUCACUGCAGCAACGCGUGAGCUCACUGCAGCAAGGCGUGAGCUCACUGCAGCAACGCGUGAGCUCACUGCAGCAACGCGUGAGCUCACUGCAGCAAGGCGUGAGCUCACUGCAGCAAGGCGUGAGCUCACUGCAGCAACGCGUGAGCUCACUGCAGCAACGCGUGAGCUCACUGCAGCAACGCGUGAGCUCACUGCAGCAACGCGUGAGCUCACUGCAGCAAGGCGUGAGCUCACUGCAGCAAGGCGUGAGCUCACUGCAGCAACGCGUGAGCUCACUGCAGCAACGCGUGAGCUCACUGCAGCAAGGCGUGAGCUCACUGCAGCAACGCGUGAGCUCACUGCAGCAAGGCGUGAGCUCACUGCAGCAAGGCGUGAGCUCACUGCAGCAACGCGUGAGCUCACUGCAGCAACGCGUGAGCUCACUGCAGCAAGGCGUGAGCUCACUGCAGCAAGGCGUGAGCUCACUGCAGCAAGGCGUGAGCUCACUGCAGCAAGGCGUGAGCUCACUGCAGCAACGCGUGAGCUCACUGCAGCAAGGCGUGAGCUCACUGCAGCAAGGCGUGAGCUCACUGCAGCAACGCGUGAGCUCACUGCAGCAACGCGUGAGCUCACUGCAGCAACGCGUGAGCUCACUGCAGCAACGCGUGAGCUCACUGCAGCAAGGCGUGAGCUCACUGCAGCAAGGCGUGAGCUCACUGCAGCAACGCGUGAGCUCACUGCAGCAACGCGUGAGCUCACUGCAGCAACGCGUGAGCUCACUGCAGCAACGUGUGAGCUCACUGCAGCAACGCGUGAGCUCACUGCAGCAAGGCGUGAGCUCACUGCAGCAACGCGUGAGCUCACUGCAGCAAGGCGUGAGCUCACUGCAGCAAGGCGUGAGCUCACUGCAGCAAUGCGUGAGCUCACUGCAGCAAGGCGUGAGCUCACUGCAGCAAGGCGUGAGCUCACUGCAGCAAGGCGUGAGCUCACUGCAGCAACGCGUGAGCUCACUGCAGCAAGGCGUGAGCUCACUGCAGCAACGCGUGAGCUCACUGCAGCAACGCGUGAGCUCACUGCAGCAAGGCGUGAGCUCACUGCAGCAAGGCGUGAGCUCACUGCAGCAAUGCGUGAGCUCACUGCAGCAACGCGUGAGCUCACUGCAGCAAGGCGUGAGCUCACUGCAGCAACGCGUGAGCUCACUGCAGCAACGCGUGAGCUCACUGCAGCAACGCGUGAGCUCACUGCAGCAAGGCGUGAGCUCACUGCAGCAACGCGUGAGCUCACUGCAGCAAGGCGUGAGCUCACUGCAGCAACGCGUGAGCUCACUGCAGCAAGGCGUGAGCUCACUGCAGCAAGGCGUGAGCUCACUGCAGCAAGGCGUGAGCUCACUGCAGCAAGGCGUGAGCUCACUGCAGCAAGGCGUGAGCUCACUGCAGCAAGGCGUGAGCUCACUGCAGCAAGGCGUGAGCUCACUGCAGCAACGCGUGAGCUCACUGCAGCAAGGCGUGAGCUCACUGCAGCAACGCGUGAGCUCACUGCAGCAACAAGUGAGCUCACUGCAGCAACGCGUGAGCUCACUGCAGCAAUGCGUGAGCGUGCGCAACGAUUUGACAGCGCACUGCCGCAACAAGGCUGCCGCAGGAAUUUGCCAGCGCCGCAAAAAUGGCAGCAGCGCACAAGCCGCCAGCACGCAACAACGUGCCAGCGAGCUGCGAGGGCACCUGCAAGGCGCCAAACAUAA
Closterium sp. Yama58-4 is the source of this 11426-nucleotide messenger RNA. Lineage: Eukaryota; Viridiplantae; Streptophyta; Zygnematophyceae; Desmidiales; Closteriaceae. The record is from the annotation of a GenBank genome assembly.